This is a messenger RNA of Botrytis fragariae, 929 nucleotides long. Its product is annotated as putative collagen-like protein mcl1 protein. The record is from RefSeq and is a predicted model, not a curated record. The transcript is spliced from 4 exons. NCBI's taxonomy places the organism in Eukaryota, Fungi, Ascomycota, Leotiomycetes, Helotiales, Sclerotiniaceae. Bases 75 to 929 code for a protein of 284 amino acids.
UUCAGACUUACACACACUUUCCAUCAAACAAACUCUCAACCCUACCAAAACUACUCCAAAUUACAUUCCUCAAAAUGCCUUUCGAACAACCAGUCGUUGAGCAACAAAUCCAAUCCGAGGCUCCUAUGAGCUCCGAGAACAUUGGUAUUGAGAUGCAACAACCAAAACCAGUUCCUACCAUGGGUACCGAGACCAACCUUCGUGGUGAAAAAGAAAUUCUCGUGCCCAUUCUCCCCCGUCAAUCGUCCGAAGAAGAUUAUCUCACCUCCGUCUGUUCUCCAAACAUAACCUCAGGCACUAUCCCCCCCUGCAUCGAAGUAAUAACCAUCCAAUCCGCCUGCACCCCCAACGGCACCACGCCUCUUGAUUAUCUCGCUCACGCACAAUGUAUGUGUCAUGGUGGAUUUUUCAGCAACUGGCUUGGAUGUCUCAAUUGCGAUUAUGUACAUGGUGGACGAUCCCCAGCAGUCGUCAGCGCAUUUAAUACCAUUAUUACCAGUGCGUCCAAUCAACUCUGUACCGGUACACCUACUGCGAGUUUUGCGGCAAUUUUCAAUAGCUUGGGAGGAGGAGACGUAGCAGAGGGAACGGCAACUCAAUUGACGGAUUUGUAUCCGAGUGAGACGGCGGUUAGUCUUUACUAUACUGCGAGUGGAAAUCAGGGACUAGGCGCUAUCACGGGAAGUGCAACGGGAGCUACGAAGACGGGUGGUACGUCGGCGAGUGUGGCGGCUACGGGAUCAUCAUCGGCUUCUGGUAUUUCGGCUACCGCUACGAAGACUAGUGCGGGAAGCGCUGGUACGACGGCAAGUGGAACUGGAACUGGCAGUGGAAGUACAUCUAGUUCGACUGGAGGCGCUGCACCAACCGGGGUCAUGAGGGGUUUCUUGGGAAUGGCUGUUGGUGGGGUUGUAAUGGCUGCAUUGUGA